AUGCAACACAGGGCUUUCACCCACCCCGCACAUGAACACCCUCCGUGGUUUUGUAGCUUAUGUAAUACUAAGGCUACCAGUAGGCAAACCUUGCUUCUCCAUGCUGAAGGAAAGAAACACGGAGCUAAAGCAAGAGCUUUCCACGCAGCAAAGCAGCAGCCUAAGGAUACAGAAGAAACCAAGACUUCCAUCAAAAACAGUGUCAAAAUGGAAAUUCCUGAUAAGAAAGAUAUGGUGGAAUCAAGAGAACCUAAUUCAUCUAAAGUUGCUCCUACGAAUGAUGGUUCUGGAGUGGAAAAUAGUGCUUCGCAGUCAAGUAAGAAAAGAAAACUCGAGGCAUCUGAAACUAAUGGUGCUCNAGUUGAAAUUAGUGCUUCGCAGUCAAGUAAGAAAAGAUAA
Fraxinus pennsylvanica is the source of this 399-nucleotide messenger RNA. Lineage: Eukaryota; Viridiplantae; Streptophyta; Magnoliopsida; Lamiales; Oleaceae. The record is from the annotation of a GenBank genome assembly.